AUGAAGGCAUUUUCCCCGAAAUUGGUGACGUUUCUAUUCGAAAACAAAUGCAACGACGUCGUAUCUGGUCGACUUUCCCCGUUCGUUUUCAGACCCGAAUCUUUGGACCAAUUGCCGUCGGUAGCCCUGGGCAGGAUCUUCGGAUUUCUGCCUCAACCGGACCUCCUUUCCUGUGCCCGGGCGUCUCCGACCUUGGCCCAAGUGGCAGUUUCGAAGGGAUUUUGGCGCGAAAUUGACGCGUCCCGAUUCGAACCAAGUGCCCUGAAAACGAUCGUCAACGGGAUCCUGCCGAAAGUCGGACGAGGCGUGAAGAGAUUGGCGUUUCGGGAAUGCGAGGACUUGCAUUCCGGACUGUUUGCAGCCGUCCUGGCGGCUGCACCGAAUGUGGAAGAAGUGGACUUUUCUUUCUCUCCCGUGGGGGACGAGUGUUUCGAGAAAUUGCCCGGAGGCAGUUUGUGCAAGUUACGAGUUCUCCAGUUGACUGGAUGUCGAGGGUUGACCGACUACGGGCUGAGACUCCUUGCGCAUCACUGGAACUUUAAAAACAGAGCCUUCAGGAAGCUGCAAGCAACGGAUGAAGGAGGGUUACGGGAGCUGAGUCUGUCGGGUUGCGACCGGGUUUCAACGCUGGACGAUUUGGCAGCCGCCAAAUUCGCUGUUCGGUGCCUGGAGUACUUGGACCUUAGCGGAUGUUACGCGCUGAGUGGGGACUCGAUUGACAGGUUCGUGAAGCAUUGCGUCAUGCUGCGGCCGGAAAACUUGUUCUACUGCGACGGAAUCAGUGACGGACCUUAUGCCGACGAGGCGAAUGGCUGCGCGAAUUUGGACGACGAGAAGCGAUUUUGCUGCUUGUCGCGAACCGCUGAGGAAUUUUAAAAAGUGGAUUUACACUACAGUAUUUCUUUGUGCGUUUUUGAAAUUGGGUGAGAUGGGGGC
Notodromas monacha is the source of this 936-nucleotide messenger RNA. Lineage: Eukaryota; Metazoa; Arthropoda; Ostracoda; Podocopida; Cyprididae. The record is from the annotation of a GenBank genome assembly.